AUGCAAGAAAAGAAGCUCUCUCCACACUUCUUCUUCACCAAAUAAAAAGUUCCAAUCUUUUUCUUUAGGGUUUCUCUCUCUUUCUGGGAAUCUCAAUCGACGAUCUCAAAAGAUGAUAGAUUUCAGCAGAAUCCAGAAAGAGCUUCAAGAUUGUGGCAGAGACAACGAUUCUUCGGGUAUCCGGGUCAGCCCGAAAGCCGAUGAUCUCACCCGACUCACCGGAACUAUCCCUGGUCCUAUCGGUACUCCUUACGAAGGCGGAACCUUUCAGAUCGAUAUCACCAUGCCAGAAGGGUAUCCAUUUGAGCCUCCAAAGAUGCAAUUCUCAACCAAAGUUUGGCACCCAAAUAUCAGUAGUCAAAGCGGGGCGAUAUGCUUGGAUAUCUUGAAAGACCAAUGGAGUCCAGCUCUUACUCUGAAGACAGCUCUUGUUUCAAUUCAGGCAUUACUCUCUGCACCAGAACCAAAAGACCCUCAAGAUGCUGUUGUAGCUGAGCAGUACAUGAAGAACUAUCAAGUGUUUGUAUCAACUGCUCGUUACUGGACUGAAAGUUUUGCCAAGAAAUCUUCUCUGGAGGAAAAAGUCAAGAAACUUGUGGAGAUGGGUUUUGGAGAGGCUCAGGUUAGGAGUGCGAUUGAAUCGAGUGGUGGAGAUGAGAAUCUGGCGCUGGAAAAGCUCUGCUCUGGGUAGGAUCUAUCAAGAAUUGGCGCUAGAUAUGAUCAUUAAUUUGGUUUAUAACUCUUUUUAUGUGCUCUGCGUUUACUCUCUUGCUUGCCCUGCUGGUAAGAGUGAAACCGCUUUGAAAAGAUCAUACUAAAUUCAAUGCGCUAUAUCCAUAAAAGAUGAUCUCUUAUCUAGUACUAGAUCAUUGAGCAUGGAGUGUGUCAGGUUUAUUAUUCAA
This is a messenger RNA of Capsella rubella, 902 nucleotides long. RefSeq names its product ubiquitin-conjugating enzyme E2 27. The transcript is spliced from 5 exons. Gene Ontology annotation, molecular function: protein binding. The record is from RefSeq and is a predicted model, not a curated record. Bases 113 to 691 code for a protein of 192 amino acids. Lineage: Eukaryota; Viridiplantae; Streptophyta; Magnoliopsida; Brassicales; Brassicaceae.